AACUUCCAUUUGCCAGAUUGCUCUCAGCUCGUAUCGUUUCAGUUUACUUUCAACUCCACUUUGCUUUCUGAUCUCUAUCCCUGUCCUCUCUUCUUUUCUUUUCUUUUUUUUCACAAGAAUAAGAAGAUAAACCCUCUGGCCAAUCUACGUAAGUGGUCUCCGGCGACACGAAUGGAAGCUCACGGCGUCGGACUCCGCCGUGUACUAGUGUUGUCCUUUUGCGUCGCCGGCAUUUGGUCUGCCUAUAUCUAUCAAGGCUUUCUUCAGGAAACUCUGUCUACCAAGAGAUUUGGUCCAGAUGGGAAGAGGUUCGAACAUCUUUCGUUCCUUAACUUGGCGCAGAAUGUGGUAUGUUUAAUCUGGUCCUAUAUAAUGAUAAAACUUUGGUCAAGUGGUAGUAAUGGGGGUGCUCCUUGGUGGACAUACUGGAGCGCUGGCAUUACAAAUACGAUUGGUCCAGCUAUGGGUAUCGAAGCAUUAAAGUAUAUCAGUUACCCUGCCCAGGUCCUGGCAAAAUCCUCAAAAAUGAUUCCAGUAAUGCUGAUGGGUACUUUAGUCUAUGGUAUAAGAUACACUUUUCCAGAGUAUCUUUGUACUCUCCUUGUUGCUGGAGGUGUGUCUAUAUUUGCACUACUUAAGACUAGCUCAAAGACUAUAAGCAAGCUGGCACAUCCAAAUGCACCCCUUGGAUAUGGGCUAUGUUUCCUGAACCUUGCAUUUGAUGGAUUUACAAAUGCUACUCAGGAUUCAAUUUCUGCUAGGUACCCCAAAACAAGUGCCUGGAAUAUUAUGCUAGGGAUGAACUUAUGGGGUACCAUUUACAACAUGAUCUACAUGUUCGGCUGGCCCCAGGCAAGCGGAUUUGAGGCAGUCCAGUUUUGCAAGCAGCAUCCGGAGGCAGCAUGGGACAUUUUUCUCUAUUGCCUUUGUGGAGCAGUGGGCCAGAAUUUCAUCUUUCUGACCAUAAGUCGAUUUGGCUCCCUUGCUAAUACCACGAUCACCACCACCCGCAAGUUUGUCAGCAUCGUGGUUUCUUCACUCCUGAGUGGCAAUCCCCUGUCAACAAAGCAAUGGGGGUGCGUUUUCAUGGUCUUCUCUGGAUUGUCAUACCAGAUCUACCUCAAGUGGAAGAAGUCGCAAAGAUUGCAGAAGAAGAGAAAGCCCAUGUAACAUUUUCUAUCUAUAACUUGAACCCUUCUUCAUUUUUGGCCUUUAUAUCCCCGAGUGUUCUUUCAUUUAUAGUAACCAUAAGGUUGAGAUGGUUUCAAAAUAUAUGAUAAUUAUGAAAAGCUGUUAAAUGUAA
Juglans microcarpa x Juglans regia is the source of this 1303-nucleotide messenger RNA. RefSeq names its product UDP-galactose/UDP-glucose transporter 3. Gene Ontology annotation, cellular component: Golgi membrane; endoplasmic reticulum membrane. The record is from RefSeq and is a predicted model, not a curated record. Gene Ontology annotation, molecular function: UDP-galactose transmembrane transporter activity; UDP-glucose transmembrane transporter activity. The transcript is spliced from 7 exons. Lineage: Eukaryota; Viridiplantae; Streptophyta; Magnoliopsida; Fagales; Juglandaceae. Gene Ontology annotation, biological process: UDP-galactose transmembrane transport. The coding region runs from base 172 to 1170 and encodes 332 amino acids.